CGUGGACGGAGACUCCCAGGGCAUCACAACCGGGGGAGCACUUUGGAUAACCUGUUUUUAUCUUUGACCCUUUCUGCUCCAGCAGCCUGAAGAGGAGGAGGUCUGAGCCUGAGUUCAGUGAAGAGGAGGAAGAGGAGGAGACAGGCAGGAAUAAAAAGAAGAAGCAGAGAGGGGAGGACCGACAGUAAGAGGAGAAGAGAAGCAGAGACGGACCAGAGGCUGUUGCUCAAAGAUGGAUCUAGAUUUUCUUCACGCCCUGGAGAGAGAGAGAGUCCUGGAUGUCCUGCGGAGAGACAAACAGCUGCGUAUCAUAGAGGAAGACAGGAUCAGGAAAAUGAAAUACGAGCUCCAGGAGCUUCGGAGACGAGGCGCCAAGAGUUUCACGCGGCAGUACGGCGAGCGGACAUGCGCCCGCUGCCAGAGGCCUCUGGGAAAGUUCUGGAACUCGGGCGACGUCUGCCACGGCUGCAGCCACCGCAUCUGCAGCCGGUGUCGUGUGGGCGUGGGAGCGUCGGGCUGGACGUGCACAGUCUGUUACGCCUACAGCGAGGUGAAGAUCAGGUCUGGAGAUUGGUUCCUGGAGGAAAAGUUAAAGAAGUUUCCCGUCUCCGAAGACAAAUAUGAAACAGUCGGUGAGAAGCUGUUGCAAACCUACAAUGUCCUGAGCCAUAUAUCUGUGGUGCCGCCCACUCCUCCACCACAUCUGGAUCACUUUCUAAGCAGAUCGGGGAGUUUGAACAACUCAAAACCUUUCACCAAAUCGGUGGAGGAUCUUAUGGUUUCCUUCACGAGUCACAUGAGGAAUAUUUCAACUUCUCAAAACGACGUGCAGGCCGACCUGCUGUUCGUCGGCAACGGGCGCAAAGGGUCGUUAUUCACCUUCACCCACCAGAAGAGCCUGUCUGACACCGAAAUCAACAAAUCCUCUCGUCUUUUUAAAGUCCCAAGUCUCCCAAACCUGUUCAAGAAAACCAAAGACAGCGACCAGGAGGGGUCGUCCACCGGAGCCGAGGAAGAAACCUCCUUCGGCUCUGAGUGCUCCGCAGGAAAGAGAGGCAGCAGCAGCAGCGUGGGCACAGACUCCGGCCUCUUCGAGAGCGUCAGCGUGGCCGGAGAGCUGGAGCUGUCUCUGACCUACAACUCCGACGCCUCCUGUCUGGAGAUCACGGUUUGCGCCUGCAGAAAUCUCUCAUAUGGAAACACGAGGAAGAGGAGAUGUCACCCAUUCGUCAAAGUCUUCGUGCUGCCGGAAAAGAGCGGCAAAAUGAAGACGACGGUGAAGAAGAACACAACUGAUCCUGUUUAUAACGAGGUUUUAAAGUACCAGAUAGAGCGCCACCUGCUGUUUGGAAAGAGACUGCAGGCCUCCGUGUGGCAUUCAGGAACCCUGAGAAGGAAGGUGUUUCUGGGUGAAGUCCUCAUUCCACUGGACGGCCUGACGUGCGAAGAUAAAUCCUCCCAGAGCUUCAACUGGUACCCGCUGUGUCCCAAGCAGGCUGAGAGGCCAGAUGGUGGCGCUAUGGAGCAGGACGGAUGAGAACUGCUGGUCAGAGUCAUGCUCACCUCCGACAACAAGGGUGUCUAACUCUGGGACUGAAGGCAGAGAGUUCAUCCGGGUGACGCCCGUUUCUGAAGUCGAGACCAUCACCUGGGUGUCUCUCUCUCUCUCUCUCUCUCUCUCUCUCUCUCUCUCUCUCUCUCUCUCUUUCUCUCUCUCUGAACCUGGACAUGUGGGACCAAGGCCCCCCCAGCCUCUGAGGGACCCCUGGCAGGGGCCCGAAGAGACCAUGAGACAUUUCCAUCUCCUCAUCCUAAAUAGCUAAUCCUCUGAUAUCUCAUCUAUCUCACAUGUAUAAGCAGUGUAUACAAUUAAUGUAUGUUAAUAACUCACUAUAAACCAUUUGUAAGCAGAUAUAAGGAUGUUUUUAGUGAUUAGCAUUUGUAAAAGUUCAUGAAUAUGAAAUAAGAAAAAUCCUGUAUUUGUAAUUUUUU
Limanda limanda (common dab) is the source of this 1992-nucleotide messenger RNA. It is a transcript of the gene sytl3, whose product is annotated as synaptotagmin-like 3. NCBI's taxonomy places the organism in Eukaryota, Metazoa, Chordata, Actinopteri, Pleuronectiformes, Pleuronectidae. Bases 233 to 1537 code for a protein of 434 amino acids. The transcript is spliced from 13 exons. The record is from RefSeq and is a predicted model, not a curated record. Gene Ontology annotation, biological process: exocytosis; intracellular protein transport. Gene Ontology annotation, cellular component: exocytic vesicle; plasma membrane. Gene Ontology annotation, molecular function: neurexin family protein binding; small GTPase binding.